GCUCUCCAUCCACGUUUGCAACUUUGCAGCGGCGGGAGGAGGAGCGGGCGGGCCGGGAGCCUUCCUCUGCCUCUCCGUCCCUCCCCUCGCCUCCCCGAACGCGCCCUGCGGCUGCUCCGCACCCGUCCCUCCAUGGCGGGGCCGGCGGCCGUGCGGCGGCGGGGCGCUGGGCCCGGCGCGGUGCUGCUGUUCCCGGCGCUGCUGGUGAGCUGGGCGGCGUGCCAGGCGCCGCCGGUGCCCGCCGCCGAGCCCCCCGGGGACGGCACCGAGCUCAGCAUCGAGCAGCGCUUCGUGCCCGAGAGCUGCCCGCGGGCCGUGCGGCCCGGGGACUUCGUGCGGUACCACUACCUGGGCGCCUUCCCCGACGGCACCCGCUUCGACUCCAGCUAUGACAGGGGAUCCACGUUCAACGUGUAUGUGGGCAAAGGGCAGCUCAUUGCUGGGAUGGACCAAGCCCUGGUGGGAAUGUGCGUGAACGAGCGGCGCUACGUCAGGAUCCCCCCCGGGCUCGCCUACGGCACUGAGGGAGUCUCUGGUGUUAUCCCUCCAAAUGCUGUGCUCCAUUUUGAUGUGCUUCUGAUUGAUCUCUGGAACUCAGAGGACCAGGUGCAGGUUCAGACUUACUUCAGGCCUGAGAAAUGUCCUCGGACUGUCCAGGUGUCUGACUUUGUCCGGUACCAUUACAACGGGACCUUCCUAGAUGGGACCCUGUUUGACUCCAGCCAUAACCGGAUGCGAACUUACGACACCUAUGUGGGCAUUGGGUGGCUGAUUCCUGGCAUGGACCAGGGUCUCCUGGGAAUGUGCGUGGGAGAGAAGCGCAUCAUCACAAUCCCACCUUUCCUGGCAUAUGGAGAAGAAGGAGAUGGUAAGGAGAUCCCUGGCCAAGCUUCCCUGGUGUUUGAUGUGGCUUUGCUGGAUCUCCAUAACCCCAAAGAUGGGAUUGCAAUUGAGAACCAGCAGGUGCCUGAGUCCUGUGAGCGCCGGAGCCAGACGGGAGACUUUGUGCGCUACCAUUACAACGGCACGCUGCUGGAUGGCACUUUGUUUGAUUCCAGCUACUCGCGGAACCGUACCUACGACACCUAUGUGGGCAAAGGCUAUGUCAUUGCUGGGAUGGACGAAGGUCUGCUGGGUGUCUGCACUGGGGAGAAAAGAAGAAUAAUAAUUCCCCCUCAUCUUGGGUAUGGAGAAGAAGGGAGAGGGAAGAUUCCAGGAUCUGCAGUGUUGGUCUUUGACAUCCACGUGGUUGACUUUCAUAACCCCUCAGAUUCAGUCAGCAUUACUGUUAACUACAAACCUUCCAACUGCACUGUGCUGAGUAAGAAAGGAGAUUACCUCAAGUACCACUACAACGCCUCGCUCCUGGACGGUACCUUGCUGGACUCGACACACAGCCUUGGCAAGACCUACAACAUAGUUCUGGGCUUUGGGCAGGUGGUGGUGGGGAUGGACAUAGGCCUUCAGGACAUGUGUGUCGGGGAACGCCGGACUGUUGUCAUCCCUCCUCAUCUUGGCUAUGGGGAAGAUGGAGUUGAAGGAGAAGUGCCUGGCAGCGCCGUCUUGGUUUUUGACAUCGAGCUGCUGGAGCUGGUGUCUGGCUUGCCUGAAGGGUACAUGUUCGUGUGGAACGGGGAGGUCUCUCCCAAUCUCUUUGAAGAAAUAGACCAGGACCACGAUGGAGAGGUUCUUCUGGAGGAGUUCUCGGAGUACAUUCAAGCUCAAGUUGACUCUGGCAAAGGAAAGUUAGCUCCUGGCUUUGAUUUUGAAAAGAUUGUUAAAAAUAUGUUCUCCAAUCAAGACAGAGAUGGAAAUGGUAAAGUUACUGCUGAAGAGUUCAAGCUGAAAGAUCAGGAGGCCAAAGAGGAACAUGAUGAACUGUAAGGAUCAGACCAGAGUCCUGAGCUGACCUACUGUCUGAAGGCCUGGACUGAAAAGGGGGUUUGGCAAGCAUGGCAGCACUCAGGUAGCCAGCCCAUGUCUGCCUGUGCCUGCCUGCUGGUAAGCUGUUGAAAUGGGAAGAGGUUUUGAGUUGGAGCUGCUGGGUCUGCGUGAACACAGGCGGGAAGUGCCUGGAGCUAGGCUGUGCGGUGGACAGAGUGUUCUGCACACACCUCCUGCUCUUGGGCUCAGCAAGUUCUCUUUGAACAGGGCAGCUUCACCUGGGUGGGUGGGUGGGUGCUAGGGAGAAAACUCAGCAAGUACCUUUUCAAAGUAGUAAAAAUCCUUCUGUAUUCAAAAUAGUUGUGUAGGAGAAGCAAACAGAAAAUACUCCCCAUGAAAAUAACCUGCAGGAGUCGUCAGCUGUUGAGGCCAGCUCCUCUCAGGACACCCCUGACCAAGCUGAUAGCAGUGUUUGCCAGCAGCACAUGCAGAGGACAGAGGCCACUGCAGAAUUGCCACAAGCUGUGAAUUAAAUUAACCAGGCCUGGAACUGUAGCCAUGGAUCUGUUGGGCUUUGGCUUCAGGAAAAAGUAAGUUUUGCUGCCAGCUGCCUUGUAUUGGAUUAAACUCCUUUGACUUAGAACCACAGAAUCAAACAGGUUGGAAGAGACCUCCAAGCUAGUCCAACCUAGCACCCAGCCCUGGCCAAUCAGCUAGACCGUGGCACUAAGUGCCCCAGCCAGGCUUGGCUUCAACACCUCCAGGCACAGAGACUCCACCACCUCCCUGGGCAGCCCAUUCCAAUGCCAAUCACUCUCUCUGCCAACAACUUCCUCCUAACAUCCAGCCUAGACCUCCCCUGGCACAGCUUGAGACUGUGUCCCCUUGUUCUGUUGCUGCUUGCUUGGGAGAAGAGACCAACCCCUUUUGUCUGCAACCUCCCUUCAGGGAGUUGUAGUCAGCAACGAGGUCACCCUUGAGCCUCCUAUUCUCCAGGCUAGACUUCUGCUGGCCUCUUGAAACAGUGUUUCCAUCCCUGCUUCCCAAACCUUUCUGGUUGCAACCUUAUUUAUAAACCUUUUGCUUGACUCUAAAUAUUAGGAUUGCUGGGUCCACGUGCUGUCAUAACUCCUGGGUGCAGCUGAUUUUGUGUUAGGCUCCUGUCUCCUAUUUUGGGAAUUGUUAGAGUGAGGAGUGAAUACUUAGCACUUGUGUAGCAGAGCAGGCUGGCAUGGGGAGCAAGCAAGAGGACAGUGAUGGAAUCAAGGAACAGCCUCAUCUGGUGUGUCUGCAAACCUUCCAGCCUGUCCCUCAGCACAGAAUCAGCCCUGGGAGUGCUGUUCAGAUUGUGAACUCCACAGGCAAGCAGUUGUUAGAGCUGUAGCUGCAGAGAGCUGUGCAACAGAGAGCAGACCCAGCAGGCCCCUCUCGGUACACUACAUGCCAAGAGCAGGGAGACACUGCCACAGCAAGGAGAAAGAAAGGGACUUGUGUUUUCUUUUAUGCUUUGUGCCUCGGUUCUUGCUUCUCUUGACCUGGAGAUGUGAGUUGUAAGCUCCCUGGGAUGCUCUCCACAGGAAUUGGUAUUUCAGUUGGAUGGAAACAGUUUGCUUUGGUUUUUCAUACACUUAGGGUAGGAGGUGCAGUGAGAAGCUGUUUGUCUGAGUUUGAUACCAGUUAAUGUUUGAUAACUGAUCUUUUUGUUAAAUAAAGUGUUGAUCAACUAUUGCUGUCACAA
Messenger RNA from Pogoniulus pusillus (Red-fronted tinkerbird), 3622 nucleotides. It is a transcript of the gene FKBP9, whose product is annotated as FKBP prolyl isomerase 9. Gene Ontology annotation, cellular component: endoplasmic reticulum. The transcript has 10 exons. Gene Ontology annotation, molecular function: calcium ion binding; peptidyl-prolyl cis-trans isomerase activity. The record is from RefSeq and is a predicted model, not a curated record. NCBI's taxonomy places the organism in Eukaryota, Metazoa, Chordata, Aves, Piciformes, Lybiidae. The coding region runs from base 133 to 1884 and encodes 583 amino acids.